Liolophura sinensis is the source of this 3561-nucleotide messenger RNA. Its product is annotated as dynein axonemal light chain 4-like. NCBI's taxonomy places the organism in Eukaryota, Metazoa, Mollusca, Polyplacophora, Chitonida, Chitonidae. Bases 78 to 389 code for a protein of 103 amino acids. The transcript has 3 exons. Gene Ontology annotation, biological process: microtubule-based process. Gene Ontology annotation, cellular component: dynein complex. The record is from RefSeq and is a predicted model, not a curated record.
CAGAUUAUUUGUUCGAAAGAAAGCAGAAGUUUUGACGAAGUUGAUGUUGUUAGUUUCCCAUCAUCACGGCUCCAAACAUGGCCUCGGAAGACAAGAAAACUGACUCAGAAAAGAGGAUACAUACAUAUCCACUAAUUCGGCACUCUGAUAUGACCGAUGACAUGAGGACAGAGACGAUGGAGCUAUGUGUGACAGCCUGUGAAAAGUUUUCUACAAAUAAUGAGUUUGCAUCAAAGAUGAUAAAGGAGACAAUGGACAAGAAGUUUGGAGCCUCGUGGCAUGUUGUUGUUGGAGAAGGCUAUGGCUUUGAAGUCACCCAUGAACUGAAGAACAUGUUGUACAUGUUCUUUGGAGGAAACCUGGCCAUUGUUGUGUGGAAAUGUUGCUGAUGUGACCUGGUGCUGUGCCACUACAGAUGAGCCUGAGAGGUUAAGUUUGUACCAGUGAUCUUGUGAAUUCCAGGGAGUUAUUCCAGAGAAGAAUUGACCACAAUGAUGGAUGAAGGAUGUUAGGGGCACUGGUCUCUCACGCAGAGCGUGCCCAUGUACAUGUAGGCUACGCACAGUAGAAGUUCUAGUACAUGUUUGUAGUGGAGGAUAAAACUGCACGACAGUAGCCUGAUGCUCCAAGGGGCUCUUUUGGGCCAGGACACAACGACGAGGCACGUUAGAAAGAGCACCGGCCACUAUGGUUGUGAUCAAUGUACGUUAUAGGCUGAUUGAACCCUGCGUUACCUGGAAAUGACGUUUUAUCAGUCACUUCGUCCUGUGCUUGGAGGAUACUUGAACUAGUAGCGCCAGGUGGCUACCUCAACUCCUCUGUUUAUAUUGGGCUGGCGGAGCAUCAUAGCUUCAUAGCCUAGGAACCAGUCGUAACCCAUACACAAUGACUGCAGUCCAAAAGUGGUGUCAACUUUGGCUCUUACCUCUCAGCUUGCCUGUGCACCCAACAUCCCAGGCUUUUCAGGUUUAACGCACAUGCUCCAUCUAAGAACGAUAACUUUUUCCAGAUCCAUAAUGGUGGAUGACCGUGACAUGAAUUUGGGUCUCGUGUCCUUACCAAGUGGAAUAUGUGUCAGAUGUUGCGUGUGCAGGCGAGCGGAUAGGUAAGAGCCAAGGUUGACACCACUUUUGGACUGCAGCCAUUGUUUAGAAAGGACUAAUCGGACAUGGCGUGAAUCAGUGUAUGCGUUACCAUUGGUUCCCCCUGUGGCUACGAUACUCUGCCAGCCCAAUAUAGAGAAAGGAGCUGAAGUAGCCACCUGGGGCUACUGGACUAGAUGUCAUAUGGCAAGCUUGCUACAGAUUGUUUGCUUUUGUAAAGCAGUGGCACUUGGGACUGUGUAGACUUUUAUUUAUAGAAUCUGUAUAUUUUUAUACACUCCCCUACACUUGUUUACUAUGCACUAUUUUAACUUUUUAUGGCAGUUGUUGAGGUACAUACAUUUAUAACACGUUCAGAUUUAUAACUUAAGAUAUAUUGAUGAAUUUUGAUACUCAUUUACAUGUUACCUUUAUCAAAUUCAUGCCAAAAUCUUGGCAUUGUUGCCGUUACUAUGCAUUUAAAGCCUUGUUGUUUCACACUAUGCUUAUGUUUAAGUUUAAGAGAUACAAUGAGAUAUGAUCAGCCAGUAAUGAGGAGUUUGCAAUGCCCAAAGGUAUAAUGUCACUUCCUGGCAUUCAUACAUGAUUUGAUGGUUUGUGGACAAUCAAACAACUGUGUAUGAUAAUAACAGAAGUGUAAGCACACAAAAUGGGUGAAAAAUCAGAAAAGGCAUGGAUAAGUCAGUGAGGAUUUACUUGUAACCUUAAAUAUUGCAUGUCAGGAAGGUUAACUUUACACUGACAUCUUACAAGUAGUUCUACUGUGUAAAUUGCAAACAGGUCUACUUGUAUGCUGUACUGAAUACCUCUCCUGCAACUCAGCACCAAUCCAUGUCAAAGUGGAUGUUGAUAUAGCAAACGGUAGUGUCGUAUUGACAAAACUGGUGUACCUCACCCAAUACAGGGGUUGCUGCACCAAUGGAAAUAAAACAAGUACACGUCCACUGUGCAAAGACAUUCAGUCUGUGAGCACAAAAGGGACAGGAUGGCUUGUGGUUAUUUGUUUCUGAUGCUGAUUACAAAAGAAGCCUUCAGUAGGAAGUGUUGACCUAUUAAUGUGAUAUCAGGUAAAUACAUCUACUGAACUAAAGUCAAUAAUUAUUACAUGGAGUAUCAAAUUGUUCAUGAAACUCUUAGAGAUUCUAAGGCCAGUUGUUAUCCGCUAGCCUGUGAGAAGUGUUUAGUCGUUUAUAUACCACAAACCACAGCAAAACACUGUUGUAAAGCCGAAGGUGAUGUAUCAGCCAAAAUUUGGAAACCUGAUCUGUCCUGAAAUUGCCACUCUGUACAUGCUAUACAGUUCAUGCAGUUCACACUUGCUGAACACAGACUAGGGUAUACUAGAUCAGUCUGCUAGGGUAAAAUGACAGUUGUAGCUUCAGGACAUGUUUUGGUGCAUGCAUAACUGGUUGUAUUUAUCAUUUAUGGUGCAUAAAUAUAUGUGUAUGUCAUCAGACUUGGUUAUGUGCUAUUUAUACGCAUUCUAACAUGAAGCAAUAACCCUGUACAAUAAGCACAAGUCAGAAUACAGAACCCCCUCCCUGGCUCAGCAAAACCUGGACACUGUCUUGCUAGGGAUUCAAAUCCACUUCUUAGUUCAGCUGCAAACUUAAUUACAGUGUAACUGGAUGAUAUUGUCAGGUACCUGGUGAAUAACAGUUAGGCUACACUCAGAUCCCACAUCCUUACACCUCCUGGAGGUCAAGUGGUGGAAAGAGGAUCUUCAGUGUGAUGUAAAUCGUAACAUAAAUAGACUUACAUGCAGAUUGUAAUACAUCAUACCUUAUGAAUCAGCAUAUUUUGUCUCGGCCAUUUAUUCUUUUUUAAAAUACAAUUUAGUAUUACAUAAAUCAAUAUAAAGUCAUGCAGAUAAGAUUUUUCACCAAUAUAUAUUUGUAACAAUAUUUAUUUGAUUGAUGCUUUACACUACACUCAAGGCAGCAUUAUGGUAAGAGGAAAGCAACAUAUAACAAUAAUAUAACUAUAGUUAAUAAAGAAAUAUUAAGAGCACAAUGCUCAAUAUGUGGGCGAACAUUAAAGUUAAAAGCCAUUCUUGGCCAAAACUGAUACAAAAAGAUUUGUGUAACGACCAUGGACAAUAACUAUGGCUAUCCAAAUCAACAGAAUAGAGUACAGGAUAGAGAAGCAGAAAAAGUAAUCUGGAGACACCUGGAGCCUGCGAUCAAAGCUAACUAGCUAAACCCAUGUCAACUAGAUUGGCAUACACCACUGAUAAACCGGCUGACAUCCUUUAUCUGGCUAAACCCAUGUCAAUUAUGUCAGCACACAUCACUGAUAGACCAUCUGACAUCCUUUAUCUGGCUAAACCCAUGUCAAUUAUGUCAGCACACAUCACUGAUACACCAUCUGACAUCCUUUAUCUGGCUAAACCCAUGUCAACUAUGUCAGCACACAUCACUGAUACACCAUCUGACAUCCUUUAUCUGGCUAAACCUAU